Messenger RNA from Salvia splendens (bonfire salvia), 975 nucleotides. RefSeq lists its product as uncharacterized. The coding region runs from base 102 to 527 and encodes 141 amino acids. The record is from RefSeq and is a predicted model, not a curated record. NCBI's taxonomy places the organism in Eukaryota, Viridiplantae, Streptophyta, Magnoliopsida, Lamiales, Lamiaceae. The transcript is spliced from 2 exons.
AUUUUCAGACUCCCCCUGAUUUGUCUGUCCGUACUCGAUGGGGCCACAUUCCUGCUUCUCCACUUCACCCAGUCUCUGUUUCUCGACCAUUGCAGCCACAAAUGGAAGGUGCAUUGCCUCCUCAAGCUAGCCACAGACACUCAAUUGACCAAUCAGUAACUGCCAAUCGGUUCACGGAGUCUUGUACUCCUACAUUAUCAGGGCAGACUGCAGUUCAGGGCAUGUCCGCAAGUGCAAAUGCUGAAUCUGAGAAGAUCGAUACAAUUGAGAGUGAGAAACGAUACAAUAAUGCAAGAUCUGUGAAGAGUCAAUUCUCAAAUAAGAGUUUGCCCACCCAACAAGGUAAUACCACUGGUCGUUAUUAUCAAAGAGGCCACAAAUCACAAAGGAACAAUACAGGAAAUGAAUUGCCUCACCGUAGGAUGGGUUUCUAUGGAAGGGGCGGCGUGGAUAGAAAUUUGCCUGCUGUAAGGAUGAAACAGAUCUACGUGGCUAAACAGACCACAACUGGAAAUCCGUCUACGUGAGCCAGGCGAUUGCGAGUUAUGGUUGUUAGAAGUGCAUUUGCUAUGACUGACACCUGAUUUUGGGGGAUACACGAACCCUGCAGUUUUGGAGCUAUAUAGUAAACAUUUUUCUGAUCUCUUGAAGCCUAUCUGUUGGGUCGUUGUUUUGCAGAGAUCCAUUCUAAAUCUUGCAGUGAAGUUCCUUUCCUCCAUCGUGCUGCUGGUAAAGAAAUAUGUUGUGUCACUGCCAUUCGACACGUUUAAGUCUCUUUUUUAACUUCUUGAAUAUGUAUUGGCUUAUUCUCUUUAGUUAGGAUGCUGUGGUUUUAGUAAGAAAUAUUAUCAUAUGUUAGUACAUUUUUUAAUCUUCAACAUGUUACUAGUCGAAUCAAAGAGCGCCCAAAUUAUCUUUGUUUUUAGAUUAAUGUGAUGACAUCUUUUGGAUUGGAAAUAGAUAACUAAUUCGCCA